Molecule: messenger RNA, 560 nt
Organism: Soboliphyme baturini
Lineage: Eukaryota; Metazoa; Nematoda; Enoplea; Dioctophymatida; Soboliphymatidae
Source: the annotation of a GenBank genome assembly
AUGUCGGCAUCCGUGUUUCGGAGUUCAAGUGCCAAUUUGAUCAAAUCGGCUAGCGCCAUGAGCCGAAGUGGCCUUGGGGAAUUGGGCUUCGCCUAUCCUGGAUUCGGUGGAGCCACGAUGAGUGUCGCCGAUUUGGGAUCACUUACGAGGCUAGAGGACAAAAUUCGUCUGCUACAAGACGAUCUAGAAAGUGAACGCGAACUGCGAAACAGGAUUGAAAGAGAACGAGCUGACCUGUCGGUGCAGCUGAUCAACUUGACCGAUCGCCUGGAAGAUGCUGAAGGCAGCACUGAUGCCCAGAUCGAAGCGAAUCGCAAGCGGGAGGGGGAACUCGCCAAACUGCGAAAACUGUUGGAAGAUGCCCAGGUGGAAAAUGAAGACUCGAUGAACAUUUUACGCAAAAAGCACCAGGAAGCGCUGUUAGACUACCAGCAGCAAAUCGAAGGCUUGCAGAAGAAGAACACGAAGUAUAUUGCCUCUUAUUUGACACAUGCACAUGUUUCCGAAGCGUUUUCCUCGUUCUGCUAUACGUACUUGAAAAAACCUCACACAACUUAGCA